Messenger RNA from Cebus imitator (Panamanian white-faced capuchin), 1743 nucleotides. It is a transcript of the gene ADAD2, whose product is annotated as adenosine deaminase domain containing 2. Gene Ontology annotation, cellular component: cytoplasm; nucleolus. Gene Ontology annotation, biological process: adenosine to inosine editing; RNA processing. Gene Ontology annotation, molecular function: double-stranded RNA adenosine deaminase activity; double-stranded RNA binding; tRNA-specific adenosine deaminase activity. The record is from RefSeq and is a predicted model, not a curated record. The transcript is spliced from 10 exons. Lineage: Eukaryota; Metazoa; Chordata; Mammalia; Primates; Cebidae. The coding region runs from base 1 to 1743 and encodes 580 amino acids.
AUGGCUUCAGUUUCUCAGGGCACAGACGACUGCGGCCGCAGAAAGCCCCGCCUGGCUGCAUCGUUAAAGAUAAGCCCCGGACCCCGUGCCUGGCGACCGCCGCCGCCCCCGGCCCAAGGUGUCUGGGAGCCCGCGCCCGCAAAGGACCACGCAGGGGGCGACUGGUGCCAGGCCUCGGUGUUGGGGGACAGUGGGCCUGGGGCAGGGGCCAGAGUAGGAGAGCUGGGGGCACCCCAGGCGUGGGAAAGCUUGGGGGAACAGAUGGGGAAGGCCCCGAGGGUUCCUGUGCCCCCCGCAGGGCUGAGCCUGCCGCUCAAGGAUCCCCCAGCCAGCCAGGCGGUGUCCUUGCUCACGGAGUACGCGGCCAGCCUGGGCAUCUUCCUGCUCUUCCGGGAGGACCAGCCACCAGGUCCCUGCUUCCCCUUCUCUGUGAGUGCGGAGCUGGAUGGGGUGGUCUGCCCUGCGGGCACUGCGAACAGCAAGACAGAGGCCACACAGCAGGCAGCGCUCUCUGCCCUCUGCUACAUCCGGAGUCAGCUGGAGAGCCCAGAGUCCCCCCAGACCUCCAGCCAGCCUCCACCGGUCCCCCUGAAUAUAGAGAGCAUCCUGACCCAUGAGCAGCGUUGUGCGGCCUUGGUAAGCUCCGGCUUUGAUCUCCUGUUGGACGAGCACUCGCCAUACUGGGCCUGUAAAGGGACUGUGGCUGGAGUCAUCCUAGAGAGGGAGAUCCCAGAUGCCAGGGGCUACGUGAAGGAGAUCUACAAGCUGGUGGCACUGGGCACUGGCAGCAGCUGCUGUGCCAACUGGUUGGAAUUCUCGGGCCAGCAGCUCCAUGACUGCCAUGGCCUGGUCAUCGCGCGCCGGGCCCUGCUGAGGUUCUUGUUCCGGCAGCUCCUCCUGGCCACAUGUGGGGGACCCAAGGGCAAGGAGCAGUCUGUGCUGGCCCCCCAGCCGGGGUCUGGACCCCCAUUUGCCCUCAAGCCCCGCGUCUUCCUGCACCUCUACGUCAGCAACACCCCCCAGGGCGCGGCCCGUGACAUCUACCUGCCCCCUACCUCGGAAGGCGGACUUCCACACAGCCCACCUAUGCGCCUGCAGGCCCACGUGCUCGGGCAGCUGAAGCCUGUGUGCUACGUGGCACCCGUGCUCCGUGAAACCUACGUCAGCUGCCUCUCAGCCAGUGAUAAGCUGGCGCGCUGGGCUGUGCUGGGGCUGGGUGGUGCCCUGCUGGCCCACCUGGUGUCCCCACUCUACAGCACCAGCCUCGUCCUGGCUGACUCAUGCCAUGACCCCCCAACUGUGAGCAGGGCCAUCCACACCCGGCCCUGCCUCGAUAGUGCCCUGGGGCCAUGCCUGCCACCUCCCUACGCCCGAAACACCCUACACCUGUUCGCAGGGCCCCCAGUGGCCCCCUCCGAACCCAGCCCUGACACCUGCCAUGGCCUGAGCCUCAACUGGAGCCUGGGGGAUCCUGACAUCGAGGUUGUGGAUGUGGCCACGGGGCGUGUGAAGGCCAAUGCCACCCUUGGGCCUCCCUCCCGUCUCUGCAAGGCGUCCUUUCUCCGGGCCUUUCACCAGGCUGCCAGGGCUCUGGGGAAGCCCUACCUCCUGGCCUUGAAGACCUACGAGGCUGCCAAGGCUGGGCCCUACCAGGAGGCUCGCCGGCAGCUCUCCCUCCUCCUGGACCAGCAGGGCCUGGGGUCUUGGCCCUCGAAGCCACUGGUGGGCAAAUUCAGAAACUGA